Messenger RNA from Zingiber officinale, 1272 nucleotides. Its product is annotated as F-box/kelch-repeat protein At1g64840-like. NCBI's taxonomy places the organism in Eukaryota, Viridiplantae, Streptophyta, Magnoliopsida, Zingiberales, Zingiberaceae. The transcript has a single exon. The record is from RefSeq and is a predicted model, not a curated record. The coding region runs from base 113 to 1210 and encodes 365 amino acids. Gene Ontology annotation, molecular function: protein binding.
CUGUGUUGUGUUUUGCGUUGCAAUUUGUAAAGGUCUCUCUCUCCAUGGAAUUCGUUAAACGCCGUGGGUUUUCGUCUCCUUUGAGAGCAGGAGAGUCUCUCCCUCUCUCUCCAUGGAAUUCGUUAAACGACGUGGGUUUUCCUCUACGUCUCCUUGGAGAGCAGGAGAGGAAGAGGUUUCGGAUACGAAGAGGAGGGAUUGGGCAUCACUGACUCCGCCGCUCCUUCUCGCCGUUCUCCGUCGCCUCGACAGCCUCGAGGACUUCUUCGCCUUCCGCGGAGUCUGCCGCGCGUGGCGAUCGGCGGGCGCCCCCUCCGUCGACGCCCUCGCCGGACAAUCGCCGCUCCUCCUCCUCACCCGUUUUCCCUCGUACACCGAGGCCUUCUUCGACCUCCCCCGUCGCCGUCUCUACCGCUUCCGGCUCCCAUGGAGCGUCCACUCGCGCCGCUCCCUCGCUUUCGUCCCCGGCGGCCACCUCGUCACCGCCACUCACUCCCCUAAAUCCAAGAUCCUCCUCUGGAACAUCUUCACCCAAUCUCAGAUCCGCCUCCCCACCGCCCCCUUACCCUUUCGCCGAGUCCUCCUCUCCUCCAACCCCGUCACCGCCGGCCACCACUGCGUCGUCCUUCUCUUCUCCAAGGGCGGAUCUUUAAUUCAAUACUCCCGCAUCGGCGACUCCCUCUGGACCAUCCGCGAUUCCGAUCCAAGCAUCGCAGACAUGAUCUUCUUCCGCGACGGCAAUCUCUACGCCCUCACCGCCACGAUGCAGCUCCUCGUCGCGGAUCUCUCCGCCGAUCGAGACUUCCACCCGUUACGCAACGGCAGUGCGGCCGCCCCCGCUCCCGCCUCCGCCCACUACGAGCAAUUUCUGGCCGAAGCCGGCGGCGACAUGCUGGUCCUGUGCCACAGAUUCCAGCGCGGUUUCGACGUUUUCCGAUGGGACUUCAAGCGCGGUAGAUGGGUGGAGGCGCUUGACUUGGGGGGAAGGGCUGUGUUCCUUGGAUCCACCGGCUUCGCCGGAUCGAUCGCCACCGGAACUGGAUUGGGGAUCAGAGGCGAUUGCAUCUACUACGUGGGCCGGCGGAAGGAUGCCUGGUACGUGUUCUCGAUGGAAGAGCAGACGAUCGAAGUGCUUUCUCCGGAUUCGCCGGGGUUGCUCAAAGGUGAGUCCGCAAUGGAGACGGUAUGGGUGCUCCCUAGCCUCUGCUAAAGCACAUGUGUUCUCAACCUGUUCGGCAAAAUGGUUAGCUGAAGUAUUUGGACUGUUAUCAA